AUGUCAGGGCCCGACCCACAUGCCAAACCCAAUCUGAACCCUAUACAAACCGACCCACCAGUCUUCGUCAAGCAGAUUAAGAAUGCUAAACUGUAUACAGUGGGAAAAGGCGAUGACCAAAUUAAAGUUCUUCACGUUUGGGGCACUCCGUACGAAAUGGGAUUCGCUCAUGGAACUAUUUUGAAAGACGAAGCAAAAUCUUUUAUUGACGACGUUUGGAAAUAUAUAGAAGAUGAAGCGUAUGGUUAUGUGAAUAAAACAGUGUCAUUUCUAUCGCCAUGGUUUGUUAAAGACGUCAUCAGCCUUGGGAUGGAUUUUGCUUUGGAGCUUGAAGUGUUAGCUACCAAAAAGUACACAAGUCAGUAUUUUUUAGAUGAACUUAAAGGAAUAUCUGAUGCCAGUGGAAUAGAUUAUAAAAAAAUCGAGCGAAUACACAUGCUUGGUGAAAUUACUAAAGGAACUUGUUCAAUGUUUGGUGCUUGGGGUAAGGCUGUUCCCGAUUCAGAAUCAGUUCUACAGUUGCGUGCACUUGAUUGGGAUAUUGAUGGCCCGUUCAAGAACCAUCCUCAGGUAACCGUAUACCACCCGGAAUCCACUAAUGGGCACACUUUUGCUAACGUCGGUUGGAGUGGCUGGAUAGGAUCAAUCACAGGCAUGUCUGAUCGUCAAAUGGCUAUAAGUGAAAUUGGCGUUGUAGACGCAGAUGCAUCAUGGGGAUCUGAAUCAAGGAUCGGUGUCCCAUUUACGUAUCUUCUACGCGAUGUACUUCAGUAUGAUAAUACCCUAGAUGAUUCCAUCAAUCGUAUAGCUAAUGCACAUAGAACGUGUGAUUUACUGCUCGGAGUUGGCGAUGCCAAGUUGAAUACAUUCCGUGGCGUGGCUUACUCUGCCGGCGUUUCCAACUUCUAUGAUGACCAGAAUAUGAUGCCUGUUGGUGAUUGGCAUCCACGCAUGGAAGGCCUUGUUUACUAUAGUCGAGGUUGGGUACAUGCCGAUUGGACUGCUGUUCUUGCUAGGCAGCUGAAGAAAUACUAUGGUAAUAUCACCCCUGCGAACACAAUACGGGAUCUCGUGUCUAUCGUUCAGACUGGCGAUACACAUACUGCUAUUUACGACCUUAAGAACGGACUAAUGUAUGUGGCAAAUGCAAGGAAAGACGGCGCGUCUGGGGCCAAGAUGGCAUACGACAGACCGUUUGUUCGUAUGGACAUGAACACAUUAUUCGGUGAAACCAGGCCUACCGUGUGA
Messenger RNA from Saccoglossus kowalevskii, 1248 nucleotides. Its product is annotated as protein dcd1A-like. The record is from RefSeq and is a predicted model, not a curated record. NCBI's taxonomy places the organism in Eukaryota, Metazoa, Hemichordata, Enteropneusta, Harrimaniidae.